AUGAAUGCAAUUAACCCUAACAGUUCUAAUAAUUUAACCUCUGGCUUCAGUCAUUCAAAUGAUAUGAACUUUGUGAAAAGUCGUGAGAAUUGUUUAGGCGAUUCUAAUAGUUUAUCUUCUGUUGAGUUGGCUCAAUUACCAACAAACCUAAUGUGUACAAAUGGCUCAAAUGCAGAAACCGAUAUUUCAAAAGUGAAUUAUGGAAUUCCUGCUAAUGAGUGUUGGUUAUUCAAAUCACCAAAGCAGCACCAAACUCAAGGUUCUGUUGAACCCGUAAGAACAUGGUUACGUGCUAUAUUUGAUUCACCGGAUUCUUGCUUUUUCCAUUCACGUCGAGAUCUUCUUUCUCGCCUCGAGGCGAUCAUUUUGGCUGGGGGACAAACUGAAGCAUAUCAGUUUGGUGGUAGCGUGCCGUCUUUAAAUCUUAUUACUUCUGGAUGUCCAUCUCGUUCGAAUACAGGUCGUAGAGAACAUUCUAUGUAUGGAUCUAUCGUAUCCAGUCGUCUGGUAACCGCUAGCUCAUCAGACGGUAUUUCGUUUCCGAGCCAGCAGACAGGAACAAAUACCAUAAUAAGCAACGAGCAUAUUAACUCAAAUACAUUCACACGUUCUCACAAACCAAGAAUAAGUUUACCACCUCUGUGUAGUACAUCUAUGAAAAGUGGUUCUCAUGAUUCUAAUUCCUACUUGUCUAAUUCUACUGGAGCGAAUUUCUCUUUUAGAUCGGGUAGCAAAACUGGGUCAUGUGAUGAGCUAGAAACUACAUCAACAAACACUAAUGUACAGGAGAUUGCUAAAAGACAAGAAGAUACUUUAAAAGCAGAAGUUGCAGCUUUAGCAGCUGCUGCUGGCAAACACGGUAGUCAACAUUCUCUUGCUUCUUUGUGUAGAAAUAGCCCACAUGGGAGCUACACAAAUAUCGCCAGUGCACCAGAAAGCCCUCACUCAAGUACAACAAAGCUAAAUCAACCUCAGCAAAAUGACCAUUUCUAUACAAAGCAGUUUCUGUCGUUUUCCCAAGAGUUUGAAGAGCAAUUUACAAACCAUCAACCAACACAAGAUGUUCAUCCUAGUACUUAUUCGUCUCAUAGUCCUACUAAAAAAGAUUCACUAUCAAACAUUAGUGCCUAUACUUCUAGUGCGAUAAAACAAAAUCCUUACAGCAUUUUGCCUCAAAAACCGUCACUCGCAAAUAUUGUUCCAGAAAUGGGUGAUGAAUCUAAACAGUCUCAAAAAUUUUCAUUCUCAACACAUGCACCAGUAAAUUCUCUUGCGAUGAAUACAGUUAAAAAUGUAUAUGUUCCCUCGGCAGAAUCUCGCACCCAUUUCGGAUUCCGGCCAUUACAACAGAUCCCUGCUGGUCCAUCUAAUAAAACUGUUAGUUUAGGAUUACGAGGUACUUCUGA
Molecule: messenger RNA, 1406 nt
Organism: Schistosoma turkestanicum
Lineage: Eukaryota; Metazoa; Platyhelminthes; Trematoda; Strigeidida; Schistosomatidae
Source: the annotation of a GenBank genome assembly